AUGGCAGUCAAGCAAGAGACAAAACAUCAUGAUGAGAAGCACAAAGGUCGAAUUCCCGGACCAAAGGGCCUUCCAAUCAUCGGCAACCUUCUCGAUAUCGACGUCACAAACUCCCUCCAAUCAAUAAUCGAUAUGGCCAAAGGUUAUUACGAAACACGAUUCCACAAACUUGUCGUCGGCGGCGUCGAAAAGCUACGGCCUCUCGCUGGCGAUGGCCUCUUCUCGGCGCAGCAUAGCCAUGAGACUACUUCUGGACUCUUGUCGUUUGCAUUCUACUACCUUCUUGAGAACCCCGAGAAGCUACAGAAGGCUCGUGAGGAAGUUGACGAGGUCCUGGGCGACGAGAACCUUACUGCUAAUCAUCUCCCCAAGAUGCCCUACAUCAACAUGAUCUUCCGAGAGACUCUUCGUCUAAUGCCCACUGCACCAGGCUUCUACGUCACACCCUUCAAGGACGAAGUCAUCGGUGGGCAAUACAAUGUCUCCGCAGGCGAUCCCUUGUUCCUUUUUCUUCACGUGAUCCAUCGCGAUCCUGAAGUCUGGUGCCCGAUGCCGCAGAGUUCAGACCUGAGAGGAUGGCAGACGAGCACUUCAACAAACUCCCCAAGAAUGCCUGGAAGCCUUUCGGCAAUGGUCACCAUCAUGCUCCUCCAGAACUUCGACCUUUCCAAAGCCGAUUCCAAUUAUAAGCUCAAGAUCAAGCAGUCGCUCACCAUCAAGCCCGACGGUUUCAACAUGAACGUCAAGCUCCGAGAGGGGCGCAACUUGACCAACCUCUUCAAGAAUCCCAGCCUCGCCAGCUCCAAGCAGCCCAGUCUUUCCAGCCGAAAGAACCUCCACAUUUCACAAAAAGACCUGAAGCCUAUUUCUAUCUUCUAUGGAUCCAACACUGGAACAUGCGAGGCUUUGGCGGAGCGACUUUCGGCUGACUGUGCGACUUUUGGAUUCAUGCCUUCUAAGCCUUUGCCGCUGGAUGAAGCCACGAAGAAUCUGUCAAAGGAUGGACCGAAUAUUAUCUUGGCGGCUUCAUAUGAUGGAAAGCCUUCUGACAAUGCUGCGGACUUUACGAAGUGGGCUGAGUCGUUACAGCCUGGGGAGUUAGAGGGCAUUCAGUUCACUGUCUUCGGAUGCGGCCAUAAAGACUGGGUAUCAACCUUGUAUCGCAUCCCCAAGGUCCUCGACAAGUGUUUAGCAGACGCCGGUGGCGAUCGCCUUGUUGACAUUGGUCUCACCGAUGCUAGCACCGGUCGCUUAUACCCCGACUUUGAUGACUGGGCACACAGCAAGCUCUUCCCCGAACUCGCCAGCCGACACGGUAUCACUCUCGACCACGAGGCUGACUCCCUAGAACUGAGUGUCACUAUCAAUCAAUCUCAGCGGAGUGAUAUUGGAGGUAACUUCAAGAGAGCUGAGGUUGUCGAGAACAAUCUUCUCACCAGCCCUGGUGUUCCUCGCAAGCACAGCCUACUCUUGAAGUUGCCGAAGGAUAUGACGUAUACUCCUGGUGAUCAUGUCUUGAUUCUUCCCAAGAAUCCUCCUCAGCUUGUUGAUCGGGCCAUGACUUGCUUUGGUGUUGAUGAUGAUACUGUCUUUACUACAGUUAGUCGCACGAGUCUCAAGAGACUAGCCGACUUUGUAGACAAUGAGGAGACCAAGAGUGAGCUCCAAAGUCUCGCUGGUGAUAGAUACGACAUCAAGAUUGACCAACAGCGCAUGUCCAUCCUCGACAUCCUCCGCAAGUAUCCUUCCGUCAACAUGCCUCUAUCGACCUUCCUCUCCAUGCUUCCCCAGAUGCGUCCCCGCACAUACUCCUUCGCCUCAACACCAGAGUGGAAGCCCGGUCACGGCUCACUUCUUUUCUCCGUCGUUGAAGCCACUGAAGCCAGUGGAUCAUCGCUUGCACGCCCUGGUGGUCUAGCUACCAACUACAUGGCCCAGCUCCGACCCGGCGACUCUGUUCUCGUCGAGCCUCGACCUUGUAGACCUGAACUUCGAGCCGCUAUGACCACUGAGCCCAAGGUUCCUAUUGUCAUGAUUGCUGUUGGCGCUGGUCUUGCUCCCUUUUUGGGUUUCAUGCAGAAGCGAUACCUGCAGGCUCAGAACUCAGGUCAUUUGUCCAAUACCUCUUGUACUCUUUUCUUCGGCUGUCGAGGUGCAAAGAUGGAUGACAUUUGUCGCGAUACACUAGAUGAGUACUCUCGCGCAGGCGUUGUAUCAAUCUAUCGCGCCUUUAGUCGAGACUGGGACUCACCGUACAAGUAUGUUCAGCAUUUGGUUGCUAAGCAUGCUGAUACUUUGGCGCGGCUUUGGGGACAGGGUGCCAUUUUUAUCAUCUGCAGUGGGAAGAAGGUUUCUGAUGAUGUGCUUGAUGUUUUGGGUCCUAUUCUUCAUGGUGAGGAUAGAAGAUUGGGUACGACUAGGGCUGGUAAUUGGAAGACUUGGAGAGAUGGUGUUGGCAAGGAGCGAUUGAUCUUGGAGGUGUUUGGGUAG
Messenger RNA from Fusarium redolens, 2490 nucleotides. RefSeq lists its product as uncharacterized. Gene Ontology annotation, molecular function: oxidoreductase activity, acting on paired donors, with incorporation or reduction of molecular oxygen; flavin adenine dinucleotide binding; heme binding. Lineage: Eukaryota; Fungi; Ascomycota; Sordariomycetes; Hypocreales; Nectriaceae. Gene Ontology annotation, cellular component: cytosol. Bases 1 to 2490 code for a protein of 829 amino acids. The record is from RefSeq and is a predicted model, not a curated record. The transcript is spliced from 7 exons.